CAUUAUCUUUCUCAGUUGGUUAAUAACAACAAUACAUUGUUAAAACAAUUACCUUGUGAUAUUUGCAGAGUGUGACUUAAUAGGCAGAACAACUUCAAUCAAUUCAAAAAUAAGAAUAACCGUAUCAAUCAUGAUAAAAAGACUUCAACAAGAACAAUAUGAAUAAUUAGGCGAUAUUGUUCACUGUUUCUGCUCUCUUCACUACAUGCAUAAGUACGUACAACUGCUGGUGUUGGUAUAGCAAAGUAUAAUUUAUAAUUGCAAUUAAAUUCCUAUCGACAAUGACAUGGCGAUUAAUUUUAUUAAUUUUCUGUUUAUUUUUUUCAAUUGAAUGUUCUCAAUAUUGUCAGAAACAAUAUCAGUGUGGCAAUGAUAUUCACACAAUGUGUAAAAGAGGGCAAUGUGGGCCAAGCAGUGCUUGUGGGGAGAAUUUUGUGGCCCUAGGGAUGAAUAAACAGACUAGAAAAUUUGUUUUAGAACUUCAUAACGGAAUAAGAAAUAGAAUAGCUCUAGGAAAAAUAAAAGAAGGUAACAAUGGUGAAGCCGCAAAUAUGCACGAACUUGUAUACGAUAAUGAACUGGAAAAAAUAGCUCAGUGUUGGGCAAAUUAUUGCGAGAAAGAUGGUUUCCGUCAUCCUCACGAUUCUUGUAGAAAAACUAAACAAUUCAAUUAUGUAGGACAAAAUCUAUAUUUAAUAAAGAUGCAUUUCGGGAAUUUUACUAGUACACGUUUCAUCGAACAGUCCAUCAACGGCUGGUACAGCGAAAUAAAGUACAUGGACAAAACCAUCAUAGACCGAUUUCAUGGCAGCGAACGUGGCAAUGUUGGACAUUUUACUCAAAUGAUUUGGGCUGAAACAACUCACAUAGGUUGCGGCAGAACUCAAUACGGAAAAGGAAAAAAUUUUUAUUUUCUUUUUAUCUGUAACUACGGAAUAGGUGGAAAUGUAGCGGGGGAUGCUGUUUAUACAAGAGGAAAACCAUGCAGUCAAUGUGGAAAAAUAGGUUGCAGUAGCAGAUAUAAAGGACUCUGUGCAACCAAAGAUUUGAGUAUUAUAGGCAGUAGAACGGUGAUAAAAAGUGUUUGGGUUAACUUGAUAGUGUUGAUUGCAAUUAUUUGUAAUUACCUGAAGGCCUUUUUGAAAUACGUUCUAAAUAAAUUGUGAGCAACAAAACAGGGUGUCACAACGUAUUUUAACUAAUCUAAAUGGAUCAGACUGAUUUUGUGAACAAAUUAAAAUAUAAUUUUAAUAAACAGUUUAACAAAUGAAAA
Molecule: messenger RNA, 1273 nt
Organism: Agrilus planipennis (emerald ash borer)
Lineage: Eukaryota; Metazoa; Arthropoda; Insecta; Coleoptera; Buprestidae
Product: venom allergen 5-like
Exons: 4
Coding region: 282-1166 (294 amino acids)
Cellular component (GO): extracellular region
Source: RefSeq, a predicted model, not a curated record